AACGUCGUCGCGCGGGAGGACGACGACGACGACGACGACGGCGAAGGGCGACAGAGGCGUACGAUGACGAACUUAAGGCAGAGUCACGCGAGUUAAUCGGGUAAAACGCGACACGGAAUCAGCCCGAUAUCGCCGACCGAAAGCGGCCGACGCGCGCGUCCCGGCCGGAGGAUGCUGCGCCUGAGACAGGGCACUCGCGGAUCGCGCGUCGCGACGCUCGUCCAGGCGGAGGCUCCACGUGAGCGCGGCUGUCAUCGGGGACGCGUGCAAGUGCACCUCGGCCGCAUGACACCGGCCGCGGGACAUCGUUUGUGAGCAUUAGACCUUGUUACCGUGGAUUACCGUCGUGGAUUUACGCUCGAUAUGCGCACACCCUCUGACAAUACCGUUGAUAUAUCACGGCGUUCCGCGUCCUGCGCUCGGCAAGCUUUCACGAAUUCGGAGAUUCGUGCUCCUAGCAAACUCGUGCCGUUACCAGUGGAUGCUUCAUCUUCCCCCCAGGUGUUAAUCGUGAAGUAAUUUCUCUAUCUCGGAACGCAAAAGUUCACGCAGGAGUUGAAAAUUGCUUACAGUGAAGUAACGUGUGUAUGGUUUUCGCGGUGAGAGCCCAAGUGUCUAUACCGUUUCGAGGAGGCUCGAUUUGACGGGGGAGAAAAUCAACCUGCGCGUUUUCAUUGUGGGAGAUACGACACAGUGAGGACGCAGUGCGCGGACACGGCGAUAGACGUCAAAGAUCGAUGACCGCGCGUCGUGCUUCGCGAUAGCGAGUAACAGUUAACGGGCAAGGAUCGGUAGUGCAGCGAGCGAUCGAGGUGUUAAAAAUGCUGUGUCGCUGGCUCGCCGUGCUGGUACUCGCUGGUAUUCUCCUGGUUAUCGAGGCGAUCGCGAUCAGCCAAGGUACGUUCACUCGCGAUCAGAGAGUUUUGAGCGGUAGUCUUGUUCAGGGGAGUCGCAACGUCAGCGGCGUGCCGGCUUUCGAAACGAAUGUACCACGGAAUGUCACUACCGCAGUCGGUCAGACCACCUUUCUUCACUGCAGAGUUCAUCAGUUGGGCGACAAGGAGGUGUCUUGGAUGCGCAAACGGGACAUGCACAUUUUGAGCGCGGGCAUCCUCAUGUACACGUCGGACCUGAGGUUCCAAGUGAUCCAUCCGGACAAGUCGGAGAACUGGACGCUGCAAAUCAAGUCGCCGCAGCAGCGCGAUUCCGGCGUAUACGAGUGCCAGGUCAGCACCGAGCCGAAGAUGUCGCUCAACUAUAGCCUCAACGUGGUUGAAGCGCGAGCCAGAAUAAUCGGCACGGCGGAUAUCUACGUGAAGACCGGAAGUCUUCUGACGUUGACGUGUCUCAUGUCGCAAGGUCCCCACGAUCUGGGAACGGUAGCUUGGUACCGUGGAAGUCAGGCGGUGGUGACAUCACCGCGAUCAGAAAAUGACAUCGAAGCGGAGCCCCGCAUAACCGUCGAGACGGAAUGGAGCGAUGCCCUCACGUCGAGAUUGAGGAUCACGCAUGCGAAGCCCAGUGACUCCGGAAACUACAGUUGCGUUCCUACCGUGGCGGAGAGAGCGAGUGUCAACGUGCACGUGAUCAAUGGUGAGCAUCCGGCCGCGAUGCAGCACGGAAACACGGCAGCCGGCUCGCCCAACUCGAAGACAGUUCUGGUGAUGCUCGCCUUCCUUCUGGGCCAGCUGAGAUAAUGUGCGUGUACACGAAGGUCGCUCGAGACUCGUAAAAUCGAUGGACGUAUCGCAACCUGAUCGCCCACACAACUGAAACGUUAACCCUUCCGCAUAGACCAUCCUGAAUUCGAUCUCGGUUAAUGUCGUCGUAGCGGCCGAAAAAUUAAAUAACUUACGGAAUUGCACAAUGAGCAUAGAGUGAUGCAAAGCAAGUUUCCGAUUAAUGAGAUCGUUUAUGAGAAUUGCUGGGUAUAUAACUGUGCGAUUUUUAUAUUUUAAUUCAUUUUCGAAGAGUAAUAUUUCAAGAUAAUAAUCGGCACGACACCAUAUCAUUCGCCAUUAUUGACGUUAUUGUUUCUCACUCAUUAAUAUCGCGUCGAUCUUUUUAUUUCAUCGGGAUUAGCUUUUCAAAACUAUCGAAAUCGCGUACGGGGCGAUAGAAGUGUGUCGACUGUGAAUCAUAAUUUUUCCAGCUCCGCUUGAACGAUUUGUUUCACAGCGAAAAUUUUAAUUUCCAAAUAUGGGCAUCGUUAUAUUACCUGAAUCGCACUUAAAAUACUCUCGUUUUGUAGCAGUUAUCUCGCUCCUUUUAAUCUAACGCGAAAAUCCUCAUCCCCGUUUAUCUUAAACUUAACCGUGGGUUUGGCCGCUGGGGUGAGAAAUACAAAGAUAAUCCCUAAGAGACAGCUCUUCUUACGUAAUAAAAGGGACGCUUUGUGCCUAAGGGUUAAGCGGAGUGUGAGGCGGUCGUAUUACACGGUGUCUUAGAAGCAUGAAUUUCACGACGAAUUUCUGAGUCGACUUUUCCCGGCCGCGAAGGAACGAAUCCAGGAAGAAUGGACUUUUCAUACAUUCGUUGUAAUGCAGCGACAAUAUUUACAGUUGGGCUGUAUAAAACGGUAAAUGGCUGCAUAAUCGGCGAUAACCGACGUAUCUCCAGCUCGAAAAAACGUUCUCCAUCAAUAAUUGGCAUGUUGCACAAGCGAUAUUUUCACCAUCAACUUGCGUCCAAAAUUAAUAAUUAUAACAUCGUGUUUAAUGACCGUUCUCUUAAAUAACAAGCGGAUCUCAAGCGAUUUAUUUAUUUUAUUUUUAUUAUAUUUUUUAAUUGAACGACACGUGCAUUUCGACAAAUACCACGUUUUAACGAUAUAAUUUGUUUCCGAUAUUUUAUUUCAUAUUUUUAAUUAUUUGUUUUUAAUCUAUAAUCUACCAUAUAAUGGAAACAAUACCAAUCGCAACGCAAUAUUGCUAGAUUUAAUUCCGAUUUAUUUAUAACAAUCCUAAUAAUCCUAAAGGCAAAACCGUUGACGUAAUCCAGCAUAGUUAUUUUCGCAUGAUAAGCUUCUUUUGCACUCUAUAUCUCCAUAGAUAAGCGACAUAACGAUAAAAGUUUCCUAUUCGCAAAUACUUGAUUAGCCAGAAAUUGAUUUGGUUUAGCUCAGAAAUUAGUUUAUGCUUCGUGACUUAGCAUCGGUAUGGUUUAUCGUGGCAAUAAUAACGGCACGCGUCGAGCAACGAUUCGUACGACCAUGACGGAGCAGUCGAGAGUUCUUAUCAUAUCCACGGAUGACGCGAGGACGUCGAUAUUAUUUAAAGAAUUUGAGCGGCGGCGAGUGAUCGGGUUCUUACGGUUUUUAAUUAAGAGCGCUUCGUGCACGAGCGGGAUCGCAGGUCGCGCCGUCGCCGCUGAAAUUUUUCGAAUAAUUGCGCCGUGAUGUCUAACGCGAUGCGAACGUUAAGAAUUAAUGAUAACGCGCAGCGAGUGUUGACGCAGAGAGGGAGAGACGUGUAGCUGAGCGCGAGUGUCGCUAGAACGCAGAGGGAUAGCGAGCAGAUAAAAACAGGACUACGCCCCGCGCCCUUUCCCGACCAUAGUGAGGAAAGUGUUAAGUGUAAAAUAAAUGUGUCACGAGCAAGUUUAACCGGAGAGCGAUGUAAUAAAACGGGUGGACCGACCUCCACCGGGCGGCGAAGUACUUUCUACUUAUGGCAUAAGUGUUAAAUGAAAACUUAAAGGAAGACACGGAAGACACGGCGUUACACACACAUACACAAACGUACAGAUAAUAGUAGAGAAAUGUAUGUAAACCACGCGCGACUUUUACGGCUCGUAUGAUUUACACCCACGACUAGCCCGAAAUGAAAGAAAAGAAAACUGUGUUUCCCACCCGCUCACACCCUUCUCACUGUCUUAUUUUCACACGGUUCUCUUGCGCGAAAAAAAAACGCAUUCUUGUACAUAAUGUUUUACUCUUGUAAAUAAAUUACCCACACAA
Messenger RNA from Vollenhovia emeryi, 3958 nucleotides. RefSeq names its product lachesin (gene dpr1). The record is from RefSeq and is a predicted model, not a curated record. NCBI's taxonomy places the organism in Eukaryota, Metazoa, Arthropoda, Insecta, Hymenoptera, Formicidae. Gene Ontology annotation, cellular component: neuron projection membrane. Gene Ontology annotation, biological process: synapse organization. The transcript is spliced from 6 exons. The coding region runs from base 822 to 1697 and encodes 291 amino acids.